CAAGUAUUCGCUGUGUUAUCGGAAUCCAUAAAUGCCCGAUUUCAGAACCGCCGGAGCUACCGCAAAACGGCUGAAGCGCCACCGUCACACGGCGGAGAUGGAGGAUCGCGAUGACAACCACCAGAUUAACAAGGAGUGUUUGAUUCCUGGAAUUCCUGACCACAUCGCCCAACUCUGCCUCUCUCCAGUCCGGCCGUCGGUUCUCAGCUCCGUCUGCCGCUCAUGGCGGCGCUUGAUCUACGCGCCGUCGUUUCCGCCUUUUCUGUCGGUGUACGCUCUUCUCCUACCGAUCGGAACUCAUCCUCAUCAGUCUGAUGUUCUACAGUUUACCUCCUUUGAUCCGAUCUCGCGUAAGUGGAAUUUCCUACCUCCGCCGCCGCCUCCGCCGCUGCGGUUCCUCGUCCGACAUCCUUCGUUUAUUUCUCGGAAACUUUCCGUUCAAUCGGUGACGGUUUCCGGAAAACUCGUCGUCGUCGCUGCAACUAACGACCAGUUCCUCCCUGCCUUGUCUCGACCUCUAGUUUUCGAUCCGCUGUCCAUGGAAUGGUCCUUCGGUCCUCAAUUUUCCGCGCCUCGCCGGUGGUGCGCCGCCGGCGCUAUUCGCGACACCGUCUACGUCGCGAGCGGCGUCGGCGCCCACUACAACAACGACGUAUCGCGGUCGCUUGAGAAAUGGAAUUUAAUCGAGAACGAAUCUCGUUCGCCGGAGCUCCAUCGCCGCCGCUGGAGUUGGGAAAGGAUCAGAGAACUGAAGGACGGAAAAUUCAGCCGCGAAGCGAUUGACGCCGUCGGAUGGAGAGGAAAGUUGUGCAUGGUGAACGUGAAAGGAGACGCUGCGAAGGAAGGAAUAAUCUACAACGUCGACUCCGAUCUGUGGGAGGAGAUGCCGGAGGGGAUGCUCGCCGGCUGGAGAGGUCCAGCGGCGGCGAUGGCGGAGGAGACGAUAUACAUGGUGGAUGAGUCGAAAGGAUCUCUGAAGAAGUACGAUCACGUGACGGACACGUGGGAGGUAGUGGUGGAUAGCGAAGUGCUGAAAGGCGCUCAGAACGUGGCGGCGGCGGCGGGGAAGGUUUGUGUUGUUUCCGGCGACUGUGCUACCAUUGCGGUGGUGGAUGUGGCGGCGGCGGCGGCGCCGGUUCGGCUGUGGGUAGUGGAAGUUCCCGAUGAGUUUCAGAUUGUUGCUAUUCAUAUACUUCCUAGAUUGUGCGGCGGAGAUUUCCAUUUCCCUUCCAGAAUUUUCGGAGAGAAGAUAAAGAAAGAGAGAAGAGAGAGGAGAAAAUGAGAGAGAAACGGUCACAGAAUCUGAGUGAAAUGAGUAGAAUACUCUCAGGUCUCUCAACAUUUUACUUGUUCGAUUUUUCGCCUAAAAUUCGAAUGUUGCUUUAUUUUAUUCUUGUACGAAUUUCGUGUAAUCCGGGGCGUUAAUAUGGUCAAAAUAUCGUAUAAGGAAAACAAAUCUAUGCGACUCAAUUAUAUCCACAAUC
Andrographis paniculata is the source of this 1484-nucleotide messenger RNA. Its product is annotated as F-box/kelch-repeat protein SKIP25-like. The record is from RefSeq and is a predicted model, not a curated record. Gene Ontology annotation, molecular function: protein binding. The transcript is spliced from 2 exons. Bases 32 to 1282 code for a protein of 416 amino acids. NCBI's taxonomy places the organism in Eukaryota, Viridiplantae, Streptophyta, Magnoliopsida, Lamiales, Acanthaceae.